GAGGACAAACUGAUCCGAGAGUUGGCCCCGAAGUACGACUUCCAUUGGGUGAAACUCGAGGAACACAUCAAAGGCCGAAACGCCCGACAGAUCGCCAGUCGUUACGAAUUGCUCGUAAAGUACGGGAAGAGUACUAAAAAAGUGGCGAAGAGUGUGAAGAACCGAAUGACCCGAACGCUGACCGUUAGGAACCAGUUGUACGAAAAGAUACGGCAAAUGAUUAACCGUCAGAACAAAGAGACCGAGAAUUUAGAUAAGAUAUUGCGAAUUGGAAGACAAAAGUUGGCCAAAAAGCUGGAAAUGGAAAGACUCGGCAUUUCGGUCAACAAUAAGGGCCGACCGAAGAGGACUCAAGUCGAGGAGAAUCUGGACGCGAAGAUCGUCCGAAUGUUUGCCUCCUAUGAUCACAAGUCGAGUCCCAAGAAGUCUAUUUGUAAUGAAGACCACUGCGUGUACGACACCACCAAAAACGUGGUCAAAGAGCUGCUGACCGGCGAGGCGUUUGAGUCGCGCACAGAACUCGCGGAAUCAAUUCGCCUCCUAAUGCACGAAAUGGUCACAAGACAUGCGGUCCCGAAGUCAGAGACCAGCGAUGAGGUCGUGACCGAAACUGUGAUCGCAACCGAUAUGACCGACGAGUUGACGGCCGCCACCACUAGUCAAGAAUCGGUGUCCGCCAGCACUAGUCAACCGGCGGUACAGACCGGCCAUCAAUGGAAGGGACCGCCAAUACUGCCGCCCAAUCGCACAACAGUUAAAGGUCUUCGCGGUCUUCUCAUUCAUUCCGAUUACUUCUCCAAAACUAUCGCAAAAUCACAGAUUCCUUUGGAAAAGUUUAGGGAAUCGUUGGAAGGAAGCGAUGAGUACCGCAAACUCUUCGCACAAUUCAAGUCACUGUUCGCGUGGCCGGCGUUGUUGUCCACUAUAGAGCCGCCCGAACGCACUGAACAGUCGGCCGAAGAAGCGGUCACUUUGGAGGACCAACCGGUGAUGAGGGGACGGCACAGGAAGUCGUGGCUAAAGACCGACUCUUCGCGUAUGAUUGAGAUCCGAACGAAUCAAACGAAACUCAUUGAGUCUGAGAUGAAGAGAAUCGCCGAACAGAAGGCCACCGAAGAGACGGCGCCCGCAGUGGAGGAGCCGAUGAACGAGACAUCGGUGUCGAGUCCGUGGUAUGUGACCAAAAGGGACCGCAAGAACUAUCACAUGAAGUCGUUGGACAAGUCGUCGUUCGUCUUCACCCGUAUUCGUCCCAAACGCGAGACUAACAAAAAAUAGUAUCACUUCUCAUAUCAUUCUCU
Molecule: messenger RNA, 1301 nt
Organism: Medioppia subpectinata
Lineage: Eukaryota; Metazoa; Arthropoda; Arachnida; Sarcoptiformes; Oppiidae
Source: the annotation of a GenBank genome assembly